AUGGCGAAAGAUGUACCCUUGGGCCCCCCUUCUCGAUUCAGAGAUGGAAAACAUGAACUCAGAUGGGAAAGCAUUUCGUUUGAUAUUAAACUCUGGGGACAGAAAGAAAAAACAACUGCACUGCUUUCUGUGUCUACCACAACCAGCCCAGCAAAAAAUGUUGAUUCAACACAAACAAACCCAGUGACAGAACCGAAAUACUCUACACAUGGAGCCGUGGCUGAGACUCCAAUACCUCUCCUCUACCAAGGAAAUUUCACAAAGGCUCCUCAGUGGGAUUUUGAUGAUGUCUAUAACCAGGAUGCCCCACCUAGACCAACAACAUGUGCCCAAUCACUGCGAAACUCUCAGGAUGAGAACUUCAAGAAGGCUUUUCUUCCCAACAUACGUUUGUUUCUGCACAAGGACAACAUUAAUAUGAGCGAGUGGAAUCGCCUUUCACAUUUUAACAAUCCUUUUGGGUUUAUGGAGUACAAAUAUGAUGAAGUGAUGGCUUCAGUGAAGCUGAUUCCAAAGCCAAAAGAGCCACUGCUCCUCCCAAAACCAGGGGGCGAUGGCUGUGUUCACUGCGCUGUGGUGGGUACUGCGGGAAUUCUGAACGGCUCAAAAGUGGGUGCAGAGAUCGAUGCUCAUGAUUACAUUUUUCGGAUGAACGGUGCCGUUACCAAAGGUUUUGAGGAAGAUGUAGGAAAUAGAACAUCAGUGUACGUUCACACAGCGUACUCCAUCACUGCAUCACCUUCUGUUUUUGGGACAUAUGGAUACAAAUCUGCCCCUCAUGAUGAGGGAAUAAAAUAUGUGAUGAUUCCUGAGGGAAUAAGAGAUUUUCAAUGGCUCGGGGGUCUUCUCAAAGGACAGCAGAUCUCUGGUGGCCAAUUCGACAAGGAAUGGCCAAGGGACUACUAUUCAGGGCAGUACAAUGAGAGCCGCUUCUACGUUCUACACCAGGACUUCCUCCGAUACGUGAGGAACAGGUUCCUAAAGUCACCUAAUCUGAAUGAAACAUUCUGGCCAUUAGUCAGACCAACCAACGGAGCGUUCACUCUCUUCCUGGCUUUGCACACAUGUGAUACAGUGGAUGCAUAUGGGUUCAUGACUGAUGAAUACAUGAAAUACUCCAACUACUAUUUUGAGAAGUACAUUAAAAGUAAUGUAAUUUUCUAUGCCAACCAUGACUACAUUUUGGAGAAGAAUACAUGGAAAAACUUUCACAAAAGAAAAAUAAUAAAGCUGUUUCAAAGAACGGAGCCAGAAACAAAGACAGAAAACCCGAAGCAACACUGAGUUCCCUCUUAAUGACAGAACCCACACCACUGCUCUGUUGAUAUUCAAAGCUUGUUUCAGGCAGCACGUUGGUGCAGUGGUUAGCCUAAGAAAGUCCUGUGUUCAAAUCCACCAUAUCGCCAGGGACUAAGAUCCAGCCCCCCUGUGACCCUCACCUGGAUAAGUGGAAGAUAGAUGGAUGGAUAGAAUGAAGGUGAUCUGAUUUGUUCUAAUUUGUUUGGGAUGUUUUGCCAAUCCUAAAGGGGUCCUCAG
Messenger RNA from Maylandia zebra (zebra mbuna), 1536 nucleotides. Lineage: Eukaryota; Metazoa; Chordata; Actinopteri; Cichliformes; Cichlidae. The record is from RefSeq and is a predicted model, not a curated record.